GAUAGAGUGGAGGCUCUUUAGUAGUGGAGACAAAACUACUUCACAACAGAGUCAAAAUACAUUUUGACUGAAUCUCUGUCGUCUUCGGGGACUUUUUGGUUUUCCACUGAAGCAAGGAAACUAUGGAGCACUUCCAAGAUCAGGGUUGUGAUGGCAUUGAGCUGCUCGACUGGCUGUUUGAUCAAAACGAUGGAAUCCUCCGUCACGAGGAAACAGGACGCCAUGGCAACCAUCACACCUGGCCAGUCCAGGACCCAAAUAUGCUGCAGCCGUCGGAAAAGGCCGAUGAUGACUUCCUCAAAGCCCUCCUGAGUGGAAGUGAUUCUGUGUCAGGCUCGCCUCUCUGGCCCUCUUCUCCCAGUGACAGUGGGAUCAGUGAGGACCCUCCCUCGGACCAGAUGGACAGCCCUCAGCGUCCCGAGAGCCCCCCCGGGGACGUGCAGUAUUUCGGUGGGAGGCCACAAACCAAGGCAGGCCUCGAAGCCAGCAUCUCCACUGAUCUCAAUGGCUGGGAGGCCAGAAUUCCAACGGGCAGGACGAGGAUUACGCAAUAUCCUUCUGAUGUACAACGGCCACAGUUGUCUUCUGGCUUCCCUCUAACUGUCAAGGAUCUGCUGCUGUCUGGCACAUCAGAGCCCCCCCCACUCCCAUCCCAACAGUCCAUUCAAGAGUUGAUUCUCAAUGAAGAUGAGAAAAAGCUUUUGGUGAAGGAGGGGGUGACUCUACCCAGCCAACUACCUCUAACAAAGUAUGAAGAAAGGAUUCUGAAGAAAAUACGCAGAAAGAUUCGCAAUAAGCAGUCUGCUCAGGAGAGCAGGAAGAAGAAGAAGGAGUAUAUCGACGGGCUGGAGAGCAGGAUGGCUGCCUGCAACGCACACAACCAGGAGCUGCAGAGGAAGGUGUCCCAGCUGCAGAAAUGCAACAUGUCACUAAUGGAACAGUUGCGCAGGCUGCAGGCCAUGGUCAUGAAUAGCUCUAACAAGCCGGCCCAGACUGGGACAUGUGUACUGGUGCUUCUGCUCUCCUUCUCACUGAUCCUGUUCCCCAGCCUCAAGCCUUUCUCUGACACCAAGGUCAGCCAGGGAGACUUCAGUCCAGUCAGAAUCCAGUCACGGUCCCUGCAGAACAUACAGGCUUCCCGUGUGCUGCCUGUCACUGAAUCCAUGUUCCCCGCUGAGGAUGAAUCGGAGCCUCUGCACCGGCAUCUCCCAGAAGACCGGGUAUUGGAAGAUAUUACCACCAUGAUGGGAAAGCUGGGAGUGAACCCAGACCAGUCCAGUGUGGAGCCCAUGGCUCUAAACAGCAGUCAGCAAGAAAGGAUGGGUCAUUACCAUGUGGACCCAAUUACUGGUCACAUAGCUUCUUUGACCUUCGAUCCCCAUCGCUCUGCCAGGCUGCGACCACAUGCGGAUGACAUGUAAAAGGAAUUGAGAAAUUAUUGCUUCGUGAAUUCCCUAAAUCGUCCUGAUAGCAGGGCAGGGAAUUAUCUGGGGCGAUACUGUUUACACAGACAGGGCGAGCAGGUUUAAAUGAAUCCUUUUUUGCCUUUAAUAUCAUAAUAUUCAGUCUGUAUGUCUUUUCCUUAUUUGUGAUACUGUUUUAUAUCAGUAUAUGGAUUUUGAAUCUUACACUAAAAUUAUUAAUUGCUAGUGAGAAUUAGUUUGUUUGAGAUUGUCAAAAAAAGCUGGGCAAAUAGAGCUGUGAUCAUGUGUACAGUUUUGAUCUCAAUGGAUAAUUUGUAAAAUGUCGAAGGAUUUUGAAAGCAUGUUUUCAUUGAAGAAUUUAUUGGAACUGUUUGGAUUAAUUCCUUGAUAAAAACUGCCACAAAUAAAAGAUGUCAAAACGAGA
This is a messenger RNA of Anarrhichthys ocellatus (wolf-eel), 1848 nucleotides long. RefSeq names its product cAMP responsive element binding protein 3-like 3a (gene creb3l3a). The coding region runs from base 123 to 1421 and encodes 432 amino acids. Gene Ontology annotation, cellular component: nucleus. Gene Ontology annotation, molecular function: DNA-binding transcription factor activity, RNA polymerase II-specific; RNA polymerase II cis-regulatory region sequence-specific DNA binding. The record is from RefSeq and is a predicted model, not a curated record. The transcript is spliced from 10 exons. Gene Ontology annotation, biological process: regulation of transcription by RNA polymerase II. NCBI's taxonomy places the organism in Eukaryota, Metazoa, Chordata, Actinopteri, Perciformes, Anarhichadidae.